AUGAGCCAGGCACAGACAGAUGCUGUGUGUCGAUGUGAGCCGUACUUGAGAGAAGCAGUUCUAACAUUUGAUGGUGGCGGCAUACGAGGUUAUGCAUCACUUUUGAUCGUACAGCAGCUCCUACGCCAUAUCCGUACUGCCGAAGGCGAACUUGGAGAGGAACCUGGGAAAGUAUCGAAGCCGACCUCCGGAGAAGAUGAUCUCCCAUUGCCAUGCGAUUACUUCAAUUUCAUGUUCGGAACGAGCACUGGAGGAAUCAUUUCAAUCAUGCUUGGGAGACUUCGCAUGAGCAUCCAGCAGAGCAUCGAUGUCUACGAGAGAUUUGGCACACAAAUCUUUGCGAAGAAACGACCAUUCUUUUUCCCAGGAAGAAAUAAGUACGACUGUUCAGAACUCGAGAGAAUCGUCAACGAGGUUGCUAAGAGGCACUCGCCUAACAACGACGGUUCAGACCCACAGCUUUGGGAUCCUCUUCUCAUCAGUGAGCAGAAUCGUCUUCAAAAUAAGAGAUCAGGAGAUCAACCCGCGCCCUGUCGUGUGGGUGUACUUGCCAUACAAGAGAAUCCCGACAACCAUGAGUACGAAAAGCUUCACCUGUUCCGGUCAUAUUUCAAUCCUACACCCUUCGCCAACACUGGUAAUCUCACACAAUUGCACCUCAACCUCGAUGCUCAACGGGGGUCUAGCAUCCGCAAGAUCGCUCGUGCCACAUCAGCUGCACCGACCUAUUUUCGCUCAGUCAAGAUCGAUGGGCUGAAAUAUAUCGACGCUGGCAUUGAUGUCAACAAUCCUUCCGACGUUGCGUGGGCCGAGGUCGGUUCUAUGCAUCAGAAUCACCCUUUAGGAGGCUGUCCACAUGGAGCAUCGACAGACGGGAUCCGCUUUCUGGUAUCGAUCGGCACUGGGCUUCAGGCCCCUCGACGGAUCACGAGCGGAGGUCUCUCCAUCUUAAAGAUACGGAGUAUUUUCAAGAGAGCCAUCAAAGCAAUGACUGAUCCCGAGCCUAUCCACAGAUAUCUACUGAAAGCAGCAGUUGGCGGGGAGGACAGUCGUGUCUACUAUCGCUUCAAUGUGGACAGGGGACUGGAGAAGAUGAAGCUAGACGACUGUCAGAUCGUCAAUGGUGGUGGAAAUCAUACAUUUGCCACAAUUGAUACAGCAGUCACGAGAUACGUCAACAGACCGGCAGUUGAAAAACGACUCAUACAGCUUGCGAAAGAUCUGGUUCAACACCGCAGACGACGACGAGCACAUGUGCCUGCGUCAGGAGAUCAGCCCCCAAACAUACCCCCACCAUCGGGCGACACAGUCGAGUUAUCGGCAUCAUCACCGAGCAUGGAACCAUCGUCUUCGGCCCAUGAGCUGCAGUCUUAG
This is a messenger RNA of Aureobasidium melanogenum CBS 110374, 1374 nucleotides long. RefSeq names its product FabD/lysophospholipase-like protein. The record is from RefSeq and is a predicted model, not a curated record. Bases 1 to 1374 code for a protein of 457 amino acids. The transcript is spliced from 4 exons. Gene Ontology annotation, biological process: arachidonate metabolic process. Lineage: Eukaryota; Fungi; Ascomycota; Dothideomycetes; Dothideales; Saccotheciaceae. Gene Ontology annotation, cellular component: membrane.